AUGUCUUCAAGAAGGUCAUUGACAUUACAUGAAAUUGCUACAGUUCUUGAGGAAGAUGAUGAUUUUAGCAACCAGAGACAAGAUUUUGAUAUUUUUUUACUUCCACCUGACACCGCCAAUGAUUACCAAACUGACGAGGACUCGGGUGAAGAAGAUAACGUCAGCAUAAAUAAUUUGCCUGGAAGUUUGCUUCGAGCUCCAGCGGAGCUUGCUGCCUCAACCUCAAUGGAAAAACCAGAAACUGAGGACCAAACCCCUCCCGAAUUUCAAGAACCUUUAAAAAAACGUGUCAUGAAUUACAAUUGGCGAAAACGAGACUUGCAGCUAAGACCUAUUGUUUGGAAACCCCUUUAUCAUACUCCUAUUGAAAGAAGCCCGAUAGAAUGGUUUUCUUUAUUAUUUUCAGAAGAAGUAUUUGAGAUGCUUACUAUUGAAACCAAUAGAUACUUAGCACGUAAGCUUCUCUCUGCUGACGUCAAGAUUGAAGAGAUGAAAUGUUUGGUAGGGAUUUUGUUAGUCAGUGGCUACUGCCAAGUGAGCAGAAGAAGAAUGUACUGGGAAAAUGCAUCUGACUCAAGAAAUAGUUUGAUUGCUUCAGCCUUGUCUCGAGAUAGAUUUACACUAAUUUACUCUAAUAUUCAUGUUGCUGAUAAUCUAAAUUUAGAUACAUCCGAUAAAUUUGCAAAAGUUCGUCCUUUAUUAAAAGUUUUAACUAUGAGGUUUCUUGAGCACUGUCCACAUAAGGAGAAUCAUAGUGUUGAUGAGGCUAUGGUCCCAUAUUUUGGUCAUCACGGCUGCAAACAGUUUAUUAGAGGCAAGCCUAUAAGAUAUGGAUACAAAUUAUGGGUUGGUGCAACAUCAGGAGGUUACAUUGCAUGGUUUGAACCAUACCAAGGUGCUUCUACAUUUACGAAUGCCCAAUAUUCCCAGCUUGGUCUUGGUGCAAGUGUGGUUUUGUCUUAUGCAGAUCAACUAGCAACAUUAGGCUAUGGAAAAAACUACCAUCUCUUCAUAGAUAACUUUUUUACCGGUUUGCCUUUGGUUCAUGAACUUACUGAGAGGGGAUUUCGUGUAACUGGUACUAUCAGAGAAAAUAGAUCUGGAAAGUGCCCUCUAUUAAGUAACAAAGAAGCAAAGACAAAAGAAAGAGGCUUUUAUGAUUAUCGCAUAUCUGAUGAUAUUAUAAUUUGCAAGUGGCAUGACAAUAGUAUAGUGUCAGUAUGCUCUAAUGCAGUUGGUGUUGAUCCUGUCCACAAAACUGAACGCUAUUCUCAGCAACUAAAAAAGAAAAUAUCUGUUUCUCAACCUCAUCUCAUUCAACAAUACAAUAAAAAUAUGGGUGGAGUAGAUUUAUCAGAUCAGAAUAUAUCGUCAUUGCGAACUAGCAUUCGAGGAAAAAAGUGGUAUAUGCCUCUGAUUCUCCAUUGUAUAGACAUGUCUGUACAAAAUGCAUGGCUGCUGUACAGACAUAAUGGAGGGAAUAUCGACUUGCUAAACUUUCGACGUCGUAUUGCAAACUAUAUUAUCGAUUGUAAUAAACAACGCGAAAGGCCAGGUCCUAGUCGACCAUCUUCAAUAACAUCAGACUCUCGAUACGACGGCAAAGAACACUAUGUCAGCAAGCAGGAAAAGAGGACCAGUCUAGCCUCGUCCCACAUUGACACUUGUCUUGAAAAGAUGCCAGAUUUACCAAACUGUCCGCUUUCUGAUGUUGACGUUAUUGCAAGAAUACAUUCUGAACCUGAACCGAAAAAGUAUAAAUCGGGUGACGGGAACAAAGACAAAUUGGAAUCAUCACUGACUGAUGAUGAAAAGAAUUUCCUAAAAGAAGUCGAAGAAAAAUUUGGUGUUAAAUCCGAGAUUCCAGUUGAUAAUUCGAAAAAUAUAUCAGAAACAACACAAAAACCUCCUUUACCAGCUGUAAUUGCUAUCGAAAUUGUAAACGAUACAGACUCAAGUGUAAAAGGAAAGAGAACUAUAGAUGCAAAUCUAGGUUACGGAUACCAAACUAAUAAUGGAUACACGUAUACGUAUUUUGGAAAGCCAAUGCAGGAAAAAGGCAAAUUUAUGAUCUAUCCAUAUUCUCAACAUGAUAUUCCAUCACAAUAUGAUGGACAUAGCGCUGGGUAUUCGCAGCAGUCGACAAAUGAGUAUUCACAGGGAACUAGUGUAGAAAUUCAACCUUCACAAGCAUUUGAAUUAGUGUCAGUUAAAGAUAGUAACGAAAAUUACGACACAAAUUCGAAAUCAUUAGAAUCUACACAAACUUAUCCAAAAAACCUGCCUUUAUUCCACCCAUCUACUUUAUAUACAACGUAUGAUGGUGAAAGGCUCUCAGGCCUAAGUGGUCACUUUCCAAGCUUGAUGUCGAAUUAUUUCGUUCAACCGAAGCAACUUCUCACAAAUCCUCAAUACCAAAACAUUGGUUUAACUCAGGACCAUUUGAGUACUAGUGGCUUAGAUCAAAAUCGACCUGUAGUCCCUGUUUUAGUUUUAAGGAUACCGAGUUCCUAUAUAAAAAAUCCUACCGCCGAAUUGUAUGCAAACUUGCCAAACAAUUACCCUCUUUCACAUUAUUUAAAUAAUGUUAAUCUACAAGGUCUCAUAAAUCAAUAUUUUAAGAAGAAUGGUUACGAUUUUGCUCCCCAAGUAACAACUUAUCAAAAUCCUAAAAUAACAACUUCUGCUAUAACGCCAACGGUGUCAUCAUCAUCUUACAAUUCCGAAUCACAACAGUAUUCGAAUCCACAUGUCCAGCCAUCAUACACUCAAUCUGAUUAUUCUGGUAUUCAGUAUUCUGCAGUGAAACCAGUCAUGGCUAAAUAUCCUUCAAGUUUCAGUAGACAAAAUCAUUUUAGCUCACGAAUUCCAUCUCACUAUAGAAGGCCCGCACAACAACAGAAAAACGAAUACCGUUACCAAUAUGUACCACAGUUAGCGACUCACACACAAGCCUACUAUGGGCAGUCAUUACAUCAAAACCAUCAUCAAUCAUCAGAGCCACAACAUGAACAAACAGGAGAUCCAAAAUAUUCAACUAGUCAUGACACAAAUAUCAAUUCUGCGCAAUAUGACAGCAACACACCAACUCAAUUAUCUGCAGAAGUACCGGAAAAUUCUAAUAUCUAUACACCACACUACGAAUACACAAAAGACAGCCAAGAAACUUACAGCCCUCAACAAACUUUAUCACAAGGCUAUUCUAGUCAAACACUGCCUGGCUACAGCUCUUCUCAACACAGUAACGAAUUCUACUCGCAAAAGCAACCUAUACAAACAGAAACAGUAAGUGCGUAUCCCUCUGAAGUUGCAAACGUAGAACAAGGGCAACUAUCUUAUUCUGUCUCGAGUGAAACGCAAGGAUACGAGUAUCCAAAACCAAGAGAAGAGAAUGUUGAAAAUUCUUACGUUAACUCGGAAAAUUACCCUAAUAAGGAUCAUACUAUCGCGACUGUACUACCUUACAAUUAUAAGCAAGCAAAAAGGCCAAAUACCGCGACCGUUCAGACAGUAAGUUAUGUUACUCCAGCUCCCUAUUCAACUAAAUAUCAAUCGCGUUACAAAGUAAUGGUUCCGCAGAUUGUACUUAAAAGCCAUGAUGUUGAAAAAGUAACGUAUGUAAACUCCAUGCCAAUGCACUAUACAAAAUCUGGAUAUCACAACCAAGACUAUAAUGCUGAAGAAGGGUAUACUGCAGGGACUCAAUACAUUCCACAUAUAGAUAAGCAAAAGCCUACUUCUUACCCCAGAAAUUAUCAUUCUUAUAUGAAGCGUAUGACAAGCCCCAACAAUAAGUCUGAAGGGAGUGCUGUAUCUUCAUUGAUGUAUAAGAAACAAAAUGAAAAGAAAACUUCUUCAUAA
Molecule: messenger RNA, 3861 nt
Organism: Parnassius apollo (apollo)
Lineage: Eukaryota; Metazoa; Arthropoda; Insecta; Lepidoptera; Papilionidae
Source: the annotation of a GenBank genome assembly